Halichondria panicea is the source of this 4633-nucleotide messenger RNA. RefSeq names its product deleted in malignant brain tumors 1 protein-like. The transcript is spliced from 24 exons. The coding region runs from base 72 to 3512 and encodes 1146 amino acids. Gene Ontology annotation, cellular component: membrane. Lineage: Eukaryota; Metazoa; Porifera; Demospongiae; Suberitida; Halichondriidae. The record is from RefSeq and is a predicted model, not a curated record.
AGAGGUGUAUAAAAGUGUGUGUGCCUUCAUUCUGUGCAUGAUACUGAAUUGCAAGAAGCAUUAUACCAAUAAUGAAUUGUCUACUGUGGACCUCAGUUACUGUCCUGAGCCUGGUUUGGGCUGUUGGAGGACAAUCAACUGGAAACCUGAGGCUAGUAGGCAGCUUUAGUCGAACAGGAGGCUCCUCUGGCAGACUGGAGGUCUAUUACGAUGGUCGAUGGGGGACAGUGUGUAACGACAGCUUCAGUAUAAAUGAUGCAAGAGUGGCUUGUCGUCAACUAGGGUUCUCAAGCUACAGCCGAUACGGAACAGUUGGAAGGCUAGGUUUCUCCCAAGCUUCACUAUCUACUCCAACAUGGCUGGACGAGCUUCGUUGUCGUGGAUCUGAGUUCAGACUCAUUAAUUGUCCUGCUAACCCUAUCGGAAUUGAAGAUUGCACCCAUUCAGAAGACGUGGCUUUGGUCUGCCCUUCAAAUGGAGACCUGAGGCUGGUAGGCAACUCAAGCCUAACAGGAGGCUCCUCUGGUAGACUGGAGUUCUAUUACAAUGGACAAUGGGGAACAGUGUGUAAUGACAGCUUCGGCGCAAGUGAUGCAAGGGUGGCUUGUCAUCAGCUGGGGUACAGCUCGACCUCUAUUCAAUACGGAACAGUUGAAAUGCUAGGUUUCUCCCAAGCUUUAUCAACCACUCGGACAUGGCUGGACGAACUUCGUUGCUUAGGAACUGAGAGAAGACUCGUUGAUUGUCCUGCAAACACUAUCGGAGAUGAAGAUUGCACCCAUUCAAAAGAUGUGGCCUUGAUCUGUACUAUAAGAAUUGGAGAAUUGAGGCUGGUAUACAACUCAGGCCUAACAGGAGGCUCCUCUGGCAGACUAGAGGUCUAUUACAGUGGACAAUGGGGGACCGUGUGUGAUGACAGCUUCGACUCAAGUGAUGCGGUGGUGGCUUGUCGUCAACUAGGGUUCUCAACCUACACUCAUUACGGAACAGUUCUAACAAUACUAGGUUUCGUCCAAUAUUCAUCAUCCACUCCGACAUGGCUGGACAAUCUUCGUUGCUUAGGAAAUGAGAACAGACUCAUUGAUUGUCCUGCUAACUCUAUCGGAGAUGAAAAUUGCAACCAUUUGGAUGAUAUUGCCUUGAUCUGUACUGAAAAUAGACAAUCAAGUGGAGACCUGAGGCUGGUAGACAACUCAGGCCUAAUAGGAGGCUCCUCUGGCAGACUGGAGGUCUAUUACAGUGGACAAUGGGGGACCGUGUGUGAUGACAGCUUCGACUCAAGUGAUGCAGUGGUGGCUUGUCGUCAACUAGGGUUCUCAACCUACACUCAAUACGGAACAGUACUCAGUUCAUUCAAAGUUUUAUCAUCCACUACGACAUGGCUGGACAAUCUUCGUUGCUUAGGAAAUGAGAGCAGACUCAUUGAUUGUCCUGCUAACUCUAUCGGAGUUGACGAUUGCAACCAUUUUGAAGAUAUUGCCUUGAUCUGUACUGAAAAUAGUACUACAAGACAAUCAAGUGGAGACCUGAGGCUGGUAGGCAGCUCAGGCCUAACAGGAGGCUCCUCUGGCAGACUGGAGGUCUAUUACAGUGGACAAUGGGGGACCGUGUGUGAUGACAGCUUCGACUCAAUUGAUGCAGUGGUGGCUUGUCGUCAACUAGGGUUCUCAACCUACACUCAAUACGGAGAAGUUAGAAUAACAACACUACGUUUCUUUCAAGUUUCAUCACCCACUCCGAUAUGGCUGGACAAUCUUCGUUGCUUAGGAAAUGAGAGCAGACUCAUUGAUUGUCCUGCUAACUCUAUCGGAGUUGACGAUUGCGACCAUUUUGAAGAUAUUGCCUUGAUCUGUACUGAAAAUAGUACUACAAGUCCUUCAAGUGGAGACCUGAGGCUAGUAGGCAACUCAGGCCAAACAGGAGGCUCCUCUGGUAGACUGGAGUUCUAUUACAGUGGACAAUGGGGGACAGUGUGUGAUAACAGCUUCGACUCAAGUGAUGCAGUGGUGGCUUGUCGUCAACUAGGGUUCUCAACCUACACUCAUUACGGAACAGUUGGAACAAUACUAGGUUUCUCUGAAGCUUCAUCAUUCACUCCGAUAUGGCUGGACAAUCUUCGUUGCUUAGGAAAGGAGAGCAGACUCAUUGAUUGUACUGCUAACUCUAUCGGAGUUGAAGAUUGCGACCAUUUUGAAGAUAUUGCCUUGAUCUGUACUGAAAAUAGUACUACAAGUCCUUCAAGUGGAGACCUGAGGCUAGUAGGCAACUCAGGCCAAACAGGAGGCUCCUCUGGUAGACUGGAGUUCUAUUACAGUGGACAAUGGGGGACCGUGUGUGAUGACAGCUUCGACUCAAGUGAUGCGGUGGUGGCUUGUCGUCAACUAGGGUUCUCAACCUACACUCAAUACGGAACAGUUGGAACAACACUAAGUUUCUCUGAAGCUUCAUCAUUCACUCCGACAUGGCUGGACAAUCUUCGUUGCUUAGGAAAUGAGAGCAGACUCAUUGAUUGUCCUGCUAACUCUAUCGGAGUUGAAGAUUGCUACCAUUUUGAAGAUAUUGCCUUGAUCUGUACUGAAAAUAGUACUACAAGUCCUUCAGGUCCUUUAAGUGGAGAUCUGAGGCUGGUAGACAGCUCAAGCCUAACAGGAGGCUCCUCUAGAUCUGGUAGACUGGAGCUCUAUUACAAUGGACAAUGGGGAACAGUGUGUGGCGACAGCUUCAACUCAAGUGAUGCAGGAGUGGCUUGUCAUCAACUAGGGUUCUCAACCUACAGUCAAUACGGAAGAGUUGGAGAGUUAGGUUUCUCCCAAGCUUCAUCAUCCACUCCGACAUGGCUGGACGAUCUUCGUUGUUCAGGAAAUGAGAGCAGACUCAUUGAUUGUCAUGCUAACUCUAUUGGAGAUGAAAAUUGCUUCCAUAUUCAAGAUGUGGCCUUGAUCUGCGCUGGAAUUAGUACUAUAAGUCCUUCACGUGGAGACCUGAGGCUGGUAGGCAACUCAAGCCAAACAGGAGGCUCCUCUGGCAGACUGGAAGUCUAUUACAGUGGACAAUGGGGGACAGUGUGCCAGGACAAUUUCAGUCUAAAUGGUGCAAGAGUAGCUUGUCGUCAACUAAGGUUCUCAACCUACACUCAAUAUGGAACAGUUGGAACACUAGGUUUCUCCCAAGCUUCAUCAACUACUCCGACAUGGCUGGACAAUCUUCGUUGCUUAGGAACUGAGAGCAUACUCAUUGAUUGUCCUGCUAACUCUAUUGGAGUUGAAGAUUGCUCUCAUUUUGAAGAUGUGGCCUUGAUCUGCACUGGACUGAGUCCUUCAAGUGGAGACCUGAGGCUGGUAGGCAGCUCAGGCCUAACAGGAGGUUCCUCCGGCAGACUGGAGGUCGAUUACAGUGGACAAUGGGGAACAGUGUGUGACGACAGCUUCAGUCCAAAUGAUGCAAAAGUGGCUUGUCGUCAACUAGGGUUCUCAAACUACACUCGAUACGGAACAGUUGGAGCGCUAGGAUGAAUGUUUUCUCCCAACCUUUAUCAACCACUCGGACAUGGCUGGACGAGCUUCGCUGCUCAGGAACUGAGAGCAGACUCAUUACUUGCCCUGCUAACACUAUCGGAGUUGAAGAUUGCUCCCAUUCACAAGAUAUUGCCUUGAUCUGUACUGAAAUUAGUACUACAAGUCCCUCAGGUCCUUCAAGUGGAGACCUGAGGAUGGUAGGUUUCUCAAGCCUAACAGGAGGCUCCUCUGGCAGACUGGAAGUCUAUUACAGUGGACAAUGGGGGACAGUGUGUCAGGAAAAUUUCAGUCCAAAUGAUGCAAGAGUGGCUUGUCGUCAACUAGGGUACUCAACCUCCUCCACUCCACGAUACGGAACAGUUGGAAAGCUAGGUUUCUCCCAAGCAUCAUCAACCACUCGGAUAUGGCUGGACGAGCUUCGUUGCUCAGGAACUGAGAGCAGACUCAUUAAUUGUCCUGCUAACACUAUCGGAGUUGAAGAUUGCUCCCAUUCACAAGAUGUGGCCUUGAUCUGUACUGAAAUUAGUACUACUACAACAUUUACUUCUUACACAUCAUAUUCGGUGUCCAGCGUCUCUAUCGGUAUUGGAGUUACUAUUCCUAUCGUCAUUAUCAUAGUUGUGAUUUUUGUCUUGGUCUGUGUUUUAACGAGUAGAAGGCAUCGUCUGGCUCGCAACAUGUACAUGAUUCCCCUAGUCAAUAACGCUGUGUCAACAUCUGUAGUCGUCACUGGGUCAAAUACACAAACGGCUACAGCCUAUCCUAUGCAGCAAUCCAUGGACCAAAAACCCCAAUAUUCGAAUCAGGCACCCCCUCAAAAUAUGCAUGCACCUCAACCAGUGGCUCCCUACCCGACUGCACAAUAUGCUGCCCCCCAGUAUCACACGUCCUACCCUCAGCAACCCCCAGCCGCAUACACUCAGCAACCUCCAGCCCCUUAUCCUCGUGGAGAACAACCCCCUGCUCAGUGCCCCACUGAACAACCUCCCCCUGCACUGUAUAUUUGUCUGACGGAGAAGCCCCUCCAGCAUAUUUGAACUAUAUUGAAGUUCAGACAAAUUGACGUAUUAAACUAAAAGUAGUGAAAUGUACGACUGAUAGUAAGUAAUAGCUAGUAU